AUGGGUAACGGUGAAUCGACAGCGGGUGGCGCUCCAGCAGAGCAAGGCAUCGCCGAGCCAGGCGUUCCAGAUUAUUAUGCUCUUCUCGACGUCGACGAGUCUGCUACGGCGGACGAGAUAAAGAGGUCCUUCCGGAAAUUAGCCCUUUUGCACCAUCCAGACAAGAACCAAGAAGACAUAGAAGGCGCGACGAAGCGCUUUGCGGCGAUACAACAGGCUUACGAGGUUCUGAGUGACGAGCAAGAGCGGGCUUGGUAUGACAGCCAUAGGGCCUCCCUCCUUCCCGAACCUGACGCGCAGACCGUAUUCGAGGAUAUCAAGACAGGCGCACCGCCACCUCGUGCCCGCGAUCGUGGAUUAACAGUGAGGCAUUUGGCGCAAUUUUUCAACACCACAAUUUACGAAGGAUUCGACGAUGGAAAAGAUAGUUUCUACACACUGUACCGCAACCUCUUCGAUCGCCUCGCCCAUGACGAGUGCCAGUGGAUCGACGUCCCAUUUCCCUCAUUUGGCUACUCUACUUGGCCUUGGGUCCCAGUUUCCAAGGGUCAGCAGGAUAAAGCAGCCCGUACCUUCUACAACUAUUGGAUGAAUUUCGUCACGAACAAGGACUUCACCUGGAUGGAGGCGUGGAACGUAUCCGAAGCUCCAGACCGUCGUGUUCGCAGGCUCAUGGAACGUGACAAUAAGAAGGCUCGCGACGAUGCUCGCAAGGAGUACAAUGACACUGUAAGGUCCUUGGUGAUGUUCAUCCGCAAACGUGAUCCCCGGUACAAGGCGCACCUGGCUCGUCAAUCCCAAACCUCUACUCCAGGCACACGUACUCCCGUCUCGCGCCCCGCGACACAGCAGGUGCCCCCAGAGCAGCAGUUUGUGGAGCAGGAGUGGCAGAAGGCUGCGCGCGAAGACGAUGCGGCCGACCUCGAGUGGGCUGCCGCAGAGGGCACCGAGGACCCGGAGGAGUGGGAGUGCGUGGCGUGCGGGAAGAGCUUCCGCAGUGAGGCCGCGUGGGACAGCCACGAGCGAAGCAAGAAACAUCUGAAGGCUGUCGAGAUGCUGCGGAAACAGAUGCAGGAAGACGACGAGGAGCUGGGGUUGCAUGUGGAAGGAGAGGAGGAUCUGGAAGCGGACGAAGCUGAGAAUGGUGAUAAUGACCUCGGAGACACUUUGUUGGACGAGGUCGCAGCUGAGGAACCGCCAAGAUCACCUACUCCUACAGUGACGCACGAGGCAGACGACGUGAAUGACGACGACGCUGAGGAAAAGGUGGCCUGUCCGUCAAAAUCACCGCGGAAGGGCAAGAAGACAUCCUCUCCAGAUGUUCCUCUGAAGACGGAAGGGAGGACCAAGAGUCGCUCUCAAGGCCAGGCCAGUAAUGCACCAGAAGGUCUUCCCGUCGAGUCUGGACAGAGACUCAAGCCUUCGCAGGACGAUGAGGCUGCUGAUUCCAGUGAAGGCCAAACUAAUCCACAGCCAGAACCAUCGAAGCGAGAGAAGAGGCGUGCGAAGGAGGCAGAGAAGAAAGCGCGAGGCGACAACAUUACGGCGAAGUUGCGGUGUAACAUUUGUAACUCGCAGUUCGACAGCCGCACAAAAUUAUUUGCACAUAUUAAAGCGACAGAUCAUGCGAGUGCAGUACAAGACGUCGACAUGCGCGGAAAGAAGGGCAAGAGCGGAAAGAGAUGA
Messenger RNA from Sparassis crispa, 1686 nucleotides. Its product is annotated as J protein. Gene Ontology annotation, cellular component: cytoplasm. Gene Ontology annotation, molecular function: zinc ion binding; nucleic acid binding. Lineage: Eukaryota; Fungi; Basidiomycota; Agaricomycetes; Polyporales; Sparassidaceae. The record is from RefSeq and is a predicted model, not a curated record. Bases 1 to 1686 code for a protein of 561 amino acids. The transcript has 8 exons.